AUACGAUAGUUAAGAAAAUUUCACCAUAAAUCUAGAAAAUAGCAUAGUUUUCAUUCUUUUCCAUUGAAACUUCAAGCUAGUAAAAACGUGGACGUAGAUGUGAGUCAACCUGUACUUGCAGGUGUUAAAUGAAUUUUUUUUUUCUAUAAAAUUGGAAAAACGAAAAUUUGGGUAUGAACGAUUUUUCGAAGUCUCAGCUUAUGAAAUAUGGUUGGAGAGAAGGUAAAGGUUUAGGUAAACAUGAAAAUGGUAUUACGGAAGCUUUAAAACCAAAAUUAAAAUUCGAUACUGCAGGACUAGGAUACAAAGAUAAAAAAUUAAAUAAUUGGUGGGAACAUACUUUUAAUAAAGCAGCUAAUAGUAUCAAAGUUGUACCAAAAGCUGAUGGAGUUUCUAUAUUUAUUUCAAAAGAAAAUGCAACUAAUGAUCUUAAAGAAGAUUUAACUAAAAAAGAAUCUGAAUAUGGAAAUUUUCAUAAAUCUUUUACGUUAUUUAAUGAUAAUGUAUUAAUAAAAGAUAAUUCCAAUGCAUAUGAAGAACAAGAUACUGAAAAAAAUAUAAAUCAUGUUCCUUUAACGGAUGAAGAGUUAUUUAAAAUAUGUGAUGGUAGAACUAUUCAUUAUGGAGCUAGACAUGGAUUAACAUUGAAUGGGAAAUUAAAAAGAAUUGCCCAGCAAGACAAAUAUUUAAGCACAGAUUCAUAUAUAAACACAUCAAAAUUACAAAACAGUAUCAUGUUACAUGAUGAUGAAUAUGAAGAGAUUAAUAAUGAAAACAUGUUAUCGAUGACUUCUCCUAAAAAUGAAAUAGCCUCCAAAGUAGACAAAACCAUUACAAAAAGAGAUAGAAAGCGUAUGAAUGAUUUAAGUCAUCAAUUAAAUGUUUUAUGUAAUAUAAGUGAUAGUAAUGAAAAAAAUAUACAUACCAUAAUGAAAAAAAAAUUAGGACAAGGGAAUAAACAAAAAUAUAAAGAGAAAAGAAGGAGGGAAAAGAAAAGUUCAAUAUACUAUGAUACUGAAAGUUUUGAAGAGGAUAAAAUAGAUAAUAUAUCAAAUUAUCCAACAGUUUCUCCAAGUAAAAGCAUAAGAAACAAGCUAAUUAAAGAAUAUCUUCAAAAUGUAGUUAAUGAUCAUAUGGAAAACAAACAUAUAGAUAUAAAAAAAAAGAAGAGGAGAAACAAGAGAUUUAGAAAGGAGAAAAAUGAGAUUAAUGAACAUGAGAAUAUCACUAAUAAAUGGGAAGGUGACGAUCCGCAUGGUUCUCAACCAAAGAAAUUUAAAAGAUCGCAUAAAACUGACUUAGAUAUUAAUUUGGUUAAGAACAAAGAUAUUAAAAUAGAAGAUAAAUUUCAAGCAGAAUUUUCUGGCAAUGAAGUACCAGUAAAGUCGAAUGAUGUCACUUGUCCUCCAGUCAAUGUAGCCGAGUCUCUUUCAGAAAAAUCAAAUAAACAUUUCAAAAAGAAGGUAGAUGAUUUAAAUGCUAAGAUAAAGAAAAAGAAGUUACAUAAGAAAAAAAAAACCGAAUUAUCUAAAAUAACAAAAAGUUUAGAGGCUAUACAUUUAGAAAAAUCUGUUAAACAAAGAAACAUUAAAAAUGAAUUAAAGGCAGUAACACGGAAUAUGAUGAUGAUGAACGUAACAGUAGAUAAAACUGAGGUUUUAAAACAGAAAAAAAUAAAAACAAAAAAAUUAAAUUCUUAAAAAUUACAUCAAAUUAUGAAAUUAUUUACAAUAAUUGUAUAUAAAUUUGUGCAAAUAAUAAUUAUCUUGUUAUAGAUGUAAUUUUUUUCUAAAUACAUAAUUUUUAAAAAUA
Frieseomelitta varia is the source of this 1812-nucleotide messenger RNA. Its product is annotated as G patch domain-containing protein 4. NCBI's taxonomy places the organism in Eukaryota, Metazoa, Arthropoda, Insecta, Hymenoptera, Apidae. Gene Ontology annotation, molecular function: nucleic acid binding. Gene Ontology annotation, cellular component: nucleolus. The record is from RefSeq and is a predicted model, not a curated record. Gene Ontology annotation, biological process: regulation of ribosome biogenesis.